Vidua macroura (Pin-tailed whydah) is the source of this 677-nucleotide messenger RNA. It is a transcript of the gene ADM2, whose product is annotated as adrenomedullin 2. NCBI's taxonomy places the organism in Eukaryota, Metazoa, Chordata, Aves, Passeriformes, Viduidae. Bases 206 to 676 code for a protein of 156 amino acids. The record is from RefSeq and is a predicted model, not a curated record. Gene Ontology annotation, biological process: adenylate cyclase-activating G protein-coupled receptor signaling pathway; positive regulation of heart rate; regulation of systemic arterial blood pressure. The transcript has 2 exons.
CCGAGCCAGCGCAGCCCGAUCCCGCUCAGGUACCGCCGGGACCCCGCGCCGCCCCCCGGGCUGCGGCACAGGGAGGGAGCGGAGCGGGGGGAGGACGAGAAGGGGGCUGCGAUCUGGAGCCGGACCCCAGCGCGACCCCCGCGCCGAGCCACCCGCCCCGGGUGUCCCGCAGCCGCCGCCGCCGCUCGUCCCGUCCCGUCCGGCCAUGCGAGCCCCGGCCCCGCUGGCGCUGGGUUGCGUCAGCUUCGCGCUGUGCCUCCUGCAGCUGCCCCACGGCCGGGCCCUGCCGCCGCGCAGGGCCCCCCCGGCGCGGAGCCCCCCGGAGGGGAUCCCCGCUCUCCCCGGAGACCCCCCGGCCCCGCAGCCCAUCGGGACCCUGCGACACCGAGCGCCGGUUCCGCGGCACGGCCCGUGGGUCGCCCUCCGGCACCGCCCGCUCGCCCCCCGGCCCCCGCCGUGGCACGUCCGGCGCCUCAUCCUGCGGCACGACCCCCGGCGGGACCCCCGCCCGGCCCGGGGCCGCCGCCACGCCGGGCGACACCUGGUGCGGGUGGGCUGCGUGCUGGGCACCUGCCAGGUGCAGAACCUGAGCCACCGCCUGUGGCAGCUGCGGGGACAGUGGGGGCGCCGGGACUCGUCCCCCAUGAACCCCAACAGCCCCCACAGCUACGGCUGAG